GACCCCUUAACUACAGUAACAACCACCUGGCAGUGACCAGUAGUAGUGUCAGCUGACUUCCGCCAGUUAUUUCCUCGAUUCACACGGUAACUGCAGGAGUUAGCAUCAGUGUGUGUGCUAAAUGUACUGGUGUAGCCAGUAGGCCGAGGAAAGAGCAAUAAGGCUAGUGUGUGUUCUAGAAUCACAACAAAGAAGGAUGCAACCCACAACAGUCAGCUACCUACUUACUGUUAGGUGAACUGAAACCGCUGUAAAAAAAUAUGCUGAACAUCUCUGCAUGCUCCUUCAUCAUCCUAGUUAAGUCAUCAUAAAAAAAAAUUUGAGAAACCUUUGAUAAAUCAAGUAUGGAUAAGCUGCGCAAGGCUUUGAGUGGCCGGGAAACCAUUGGUGAGGAAGAAGAGGAAAGAGGGAAUAUAAUUACUCAAACGGAGGACACGCCACUCUUGCGUGUGAUUGACAACAGUAGUCUCAGCUGGAACACAAGAGUUAAAGGCUUUGCAAUAUGCUUUGCUCUUGGCUUUUUAUUCUCCAUUCUGGGAUCAGCACUUCUCUUCUUGCCAGGAGGAUUCAUCUUAUUUGCAGUUUUCUAUACACUGGGAAAUAUAUUGGCACUUUCAAGUACAUGCUUCCUUAUGGGUCCUGUGAAUCAGUUCAAGAAGAUGUUUGCCAAGACUAGAAUCAUAGCCACAAUUGUUGUGUUUCUAUCCCUCAUUAUGACGCUUGUGGCAGCCUUUGUGUUACACAAGAAAGCUCUGGCAUUGCUGAUGGUGAUCAUCCAGUUCUUGGCGAUGACAUGGUAUUCUCUCUCUUACAUUCCAUAUGCACGAGAUGCUGCCAAGAAGUGCUUUGCCUCGUGCAUUGAUGUCUGAAGGCCCUAACACCAAGAUAUACCAUACCAAGACAUUGAGGCUUCUUUGGGGACCCUGCAACUGAGAAUGUUAGUAAGUCAUGGUAUGUGGGUGGCAGUUUGUUUGAAAAGAGAACACUGGCAUUAUUGUAUAAUAGUUUUUGAUACAGAAGUGAAAUUAAUACCAAUUUGCUAUAUACAAUGUACUGUAUAUUUUUCUUAUCAGUCAAGAUGUGGGACCUCCCUGGAGAGGUGUAUUUUUUUUUUCCCUCUGUUACUUUACUUCAGGGAGUACCAUACUACACACUUAAAUAUGUACAUGUAAAAUUAUUGGAAUUUGUACAAUGUAACUAUAGUUAAAAAAAUAUUUUUCAUAUACAAUAUAUUUUGGUGCUAUAUGGGAUUGUCAUUGUCAGCACUGCAAGAUCUUAACUUUACUCAUUUGUUUGUGUUUUAGUGUUACUAUUGUUACAUGUUCUACAUUAUACUGUAAUGAAAACUAAGUUCAUCCCUCCCUUAUCCAAAAGUUUCCCACAACAGGGAUGUCUAGUUUCCCAUUCCCUAAUAUUCAGUUUAAGGCUUCAAUAAAAGUUCUAAAGAGCUACUCUUGUAUUAAAAACAGAGAUCCAGGGGAUAAACCAGUACAUAAAAUUAGCCAGUUUGGAUUUUUACCAUUUUAUUGUACAGUGCAGUUGUUGCUCAACAAAAAAAAAUUAUAAAAGUUUUUAAUGAAAUUCUAUUGGGAACAUAUAUUGUAGGUUAUAAAAUGACUGUGAAUGAAUGCAGAGGUCUCUUUUUACCUAAGGGUUUAAUAAAAUUAUCUUGCGCGUGCGCGCACACACAAAAGGUUGCCAAAGACUGCAAACCUCACUCAAGGAAAGGACCUUGGGGUGAGUAUAAUAACUGCUGCAGCACAUGGGGUGCCUGGCAAACUUGAGAAUAGCGAUCCGAUACUUCAGUAAGGAAUCAUUCAAAAGACUGUACACUAUGUACAUCAGGCCCAUACUGGAGUAUGCAACACCACUUUGGAACCCCCCACCUGGUCAAGCACGUCAAGAAAUUAGAGGAAGUGCAAAGAUUUGCAACAAGGCUAGUUCCAGAGCUAAAGGGAAUGUCCUACGAAGAAAGGUUAAGGGAAAUCAGCCUGACGACACUGGAGGAGAUUUAGGGAAGACAUGAUAACUACAUACAAAAUACUGGUAGGAAUUGACAAAGUGGACAGACAGAUGAGUCAGAGUUGACAGGAAGUGGAAUGGUCUGACAAGUGACCUAGUGGAGGCAGGAACCAUACAGUUGUAAGACAAGGUAUGAUAAAACUUGGAGCAGGGAGAGGACCUAGUAGCAAUCAGUGAAGAGGUGGGGCCAGGAGCUAUGUUUCGACCCCAGCAACCACAAAUAGGUGUACACACACCCUUUCCGACACUCGUUCUCGCAUACUCUCGCUAGGUUUGCAACACACAGAAUUUACUUUCAAUUUAUGGAAGAGAACAUUUAAUAUGUAUGUAUAGUAGAUUGUUAAUGUUUAAUUCAUUAGUAUUAUUGUUUUGCUUAGCCAUUACAAAUACGUUUUGAAAACCAGUUAAAAAUUCAUAUCUAUUCUUGGAUUAUAUAAUUUUAUUGGUUAGUGCUAAACUCACUCAAAGAGGUCAUAAGUGACUGGGGAAAUGGAAAGUAAUGAAUUUUUAUUUAAGGGAUAAAUGGAUCCAGUUCAUUAAAUGAAGAGACUACCAGCAUUACAACCCCAGUCUUUUUUUCUCUUUGAUGGGAGUUUUGUUCUUAGUCUUCAUUGUUUUGCAAAAUAUAAAACAAAUUGUCUGAGGACCACCAGGAAUAUAGGUCUUAUUGAAUUCUGGACCCAUAGGAAAAAUCUUAGAAUAUAUCAUCUGUUGACUAGUAUGUGGUCUGUCAGCAACAUUUCAAGUACAGUGGAACCUCAAAUAUCAAACUUUUUUCGGUCCAGAAGGCUGUUCGAGUGCCUUUACCGAAUGAAUUUAUUCCCAUCAGGAAUAAUGUAAAUUAGAUUAGUCCAUUUCAGACCCUCAAAAAUACACUUAUAAAAGCACUUACAAAAUUGGUUGUGUUGGAUGCAGUUCGAUUUUUGAGGUUCCACCGUAUAUUUUAAUUAUUGCAACACUACCAGCAAAUCGGUAAUUUGGCUUUAAGCAUCUGUUUUACAAUAUAAUUGACAUGACUCCCUUUGACUUGUUCCAGAAACCUGGAGUUAUGCUAGUUCCAUUUCCUCUUGAUGUACUAAUCUGUUAGGGUAAUUUAUUUUUAAGAAUAUACUGUUUCUUAUGCAUCCACACAUCUGGAGCAUCCUAUAUUUACACUGAAAUUUCAAAACUAUUACAAUGUAUACUAAAUAGUCUGUAUGUUCUAACCUAUAAUGUAGGUCUUCCAUGAAAUAUUUGUGCCUUAAAAUUUAGGAAUAAUUUUAUUGAAAAAGGACAUUCCUAAUGAAAACCAUGACUUGAAUAUUUUAAAUGUGAAUAAGAUAAUAUGCAGUUUAUAGCAUUUACUGAGAUGACAUUUUGUCCACCAGGGAGUUUAUCAAUGUCAUUUCAGCAUGAACCAUAAACUACAGUGUCCUGUUCACAUACCUGUCAUUAUAUUAUUAUUAUUAUAAUCAAAAAGAAGCGCUAAGCCACAAGGGCUAUGCAGACCUGUCAUUAUAGUUUAAGCUCAGUUAUAUAAUAAAACUAAAUUAUCAAACCUAAAGCUGUCAAAAUAAUUAAUUAGUAUUUUAUUUGGAUAGGACAUUAUUACACACAUGAGUAGUAUAUUGUGAACAGUGUUGUACUGGUGGCCAUACAAGCAAAUGAUAGUGUUAGGACAUUUCAGAAAAAUGUUUACUUAAGAAAUAACAUGAAGGUGAACAUUAAUACUUAAAAUACUGUAUGUACAAAAUAUUGACCAAAAUAAUUUAAACCUUGGAAACUACUGUUUAUUCUAGAGUUUAAUAAAUACAUUUAUUUUAUUUAUUUUUAAUUCUACUAUAUAUACUGUAGUUUAUAUUAACCAGUGUAAUUGAUGAGUACCUUAUCUCUGCUUUCAAUAAUAAUAGCAUUACUGUACAACUUGAAUAUAUAUUGUGGUAAUGAAAAUAGGCACUAAAGCCAUACAAGUCAUCUAGCAGUGUUAACAGAGUAAUACCAUAACUGUAUCCAGCAAAAAUUAAAAAAGGAGGGACAGCAGUGUUAGUCUUGGUCUCUAGUACAUUUGGUUGGUUGCUGCAGCUUCCUUUUGUUUAAAACAGUUAUGCAUUGGUCUACCGAUAUCUUCUUGAAUUAACAAAUUAUGAUAUUAAAAUGUUUCAAAAAUAAUUUUAUAUACAGUAGACGGUUAUAUUACAUGGUAGUUACAUUCCUGAAAAAUGCUGUUAGACAAAACUUAUGGGAAAAAUAGGGUCACAUUCCUGGGACCCCCAAAACUGCCAUUUUUUUUUUCUUCAGAUCUUGCAAAAAUAAAAAUGAUUAUGUAAUUGU
Molecule: messenger RNA, 4332 nt
Organism: Cherax quadricarinatus
Lineage: Eukaryota; Metazoa; Arthropoda; Malacostraca; Decapoda; Parastacidae
Product: vesicle transport protein SFT2A
Biological process (GO): vesicle-mediated transport
Cellular component (GO): membrane
Source: RefSeq, a predicted model, not a curated record